Hypoxylon trugodes is the source of this 997-nucleotide messenger RNA. RefSeq names its product cytochrome b5. The record is from RefSeq and is a predicted model, not a curated record. NCBI's taxonomy places the organism in Eukaryota, Fungi, Ascomycota, Sordariomycetes, Xylariales, Hypoxylaceae. Bases 326 to 658 code for a protein of 110 amino acids. Gene Ontology annotation, molecular function: heme binding. The transcript has a single exon. Gene Ontology annotation, cellular component: intracellular membrane-bounded organelle; membrane.
GUGUGUAAAGAUCCUUGUCGGUCGACCAUCGGAACUAUACCAAGAAUGUACUAGCGCGGCUUUCUUACCAUGGUAGGGGGAGUAACCUUAUAAAAUGCACCAAUGAUGUCGAGGAUAAUUGAAUCCUUGCUUCUUCUUAUGCCGAGGUUCUUUUCAAAUCCGUUGAAUCGCAAGUUAAUUCUUGCGACAAGCUGCUUUUCUACCACUUUCUCUACAAGCGGACAGAAACAGACGAACAGCCACUUGAUAAGAUUUUAUAAGAAUAAAUAUUCACUUACGGACCAACUAUAUUGUCUUAAAAUAGUCGGAUCUAGUGCUCGUGACGAUGUCUAAAACAUUUACAGCGAAAGAUGUCGCCGAGCACAAAGACGAAAGUGCCGGCAUGUACAUAAUUGUUGAUAGUGGUGUAUACGACAUCACAAGUGAGAACAUCCCAUCCCAAUCCGCCCCUUCAUUGUUGUACGACCUAAUUCUAACAGCGAUUCCUCGGCAAUUUUUAGAUUUCCUUGACGAGCAUCCAGGUGGCGCCAAAAUCCUUAAACGUAUGGCCGGCAAGAAUGCGACGAAACAAUUUUGGAAAUACCAUGGCAAGAGUGUCCUCGAGAAAUACGGCGAAAAGUUGAAGGUUGGAGAGUUGACCGAGACCGCAAAGUUAUAAGAUGUUAAGACAAUAUUAUCGUUACAAAAUCCAUUGUUGCCUAUAACUACCUACUUGGUAUGUAGUUUACAACUAAACGCGUGGCGGCUACCUCUACGUCUAUUUGGACGCUCAAAACAAAUAUGCAUGAUACAUGCAUUCGAGUUGGAUAUACGUAUAUCGAGCGAGUUACGCAUUUGAAAUGAUAGGAAUGCACUUAAGGUGGAUCAUAAAUAAUACCUCCUGGAAAUUUAUCAAGUGCCCACUGGAAUGAUGCAGACUUUUACAGACACCUAUAUUGCUCGUUUAUUAUGUACUCGGAACCACGACCAAGCUCUAUACACCUAUAUGUAACAUAGU